AUGGCUACCCCCCAACCCGACGCGGUCGAGCCCGCCAACAAGGAGACCGAGACUGGCCUCCGCUACGUUACCAACGACGACGGCCUGGAUCAGUCCCAGUCAAUGGAUAAACUGAUCGCCAAUGCAAAGGCUGCGACUGAGAAGGAGCACACGAUGACCCUCAUGCAGGGCGUCAGGCUCUACCCCAAGGCCGUCUUUUGGAGUAUGCUCAUCUCCACCUGCAUCGUCAUGGAGGGCUACGAUAUCUGUCUCGUGAGCAAUUUCUUCGCCUUUCCUGCGUUUAAUCGCAAGUAUGGCGUGCAGAUUUCCGACGGCUCGUAUCAAGUGCCGGCGCGAUGGCAGGCUGCUCUGGGAAAUGGCGCGACAGUCGGUGAGAUUAUCGGCCUCUUCAUUAACGGUUAUGUUUCGGAACGAUUUGGAUACCGGUUUACUAUUCUAGCCUGUCUCGCUAUGGUCAGCGCCUUUACGGCUAUCUUCUUCACAGCCCAGAAUGUGCAGACUCUGUUGGCUGGAGAGAUUCUAUGUGGUAUUCCAUGGGGUGUCUUUCAGACCCUGACCAUUACCUAUGCUUCGGAAGUGUGCCCCGUCGCCCUUCGCGGUUACCUCACUUGCUAUGUCAACAUGUGCUGGGGAAUUGGGCAGUUGAUUGGCGUCGGAGUCAUUAAGGCUAUGCUGAACCGUGACGAUCAAUGGGCAUAUCGCAUUCCAUACGGCUUGCAAUGGAUGUGGCCAUUGCCGCUCGCCAUCGGGGUCUUUUUCGCUCCCGAGUCGCCCUGGUGGCUAGUCCGUAAAGGCCGCGCCGAGGACGCGAAGAAAUCUCUCCUUCGGCUGACUAGCCAGAACCGAGAGACCGAUUUCAACGCCAACGAAACCGUCGCCAUGAUGGUGCACACCGCUGCAUUAGAAGAAAACAUCACCCGCGGAUCAAACUACUGGGACUGCUUCAAGGGAACAGACCUGCGCCGCACAGAAAUCGUCUGCAUGGUGUGGGCGAUCCAGAACCUGAGCGGAAACUCCUUCUCCAAUUACUCCACCUAUUUCCUCCAACAAGCCGGUCUCGAUGCUUCGACCUCGUACUCCUUUGCCAUGGGCCAAUACGCGAUCAAUAUCGCUGGCGUUUUCGGCGCAUGGGGGCUUAUGACCCUCGGCGUCGGCCGUCGAUCUCUCUACCUCUUUGGCCUCUGCGGCCUCUGCGCCAUGCUCUUCAUCAUGGGCUUCCUUGGCCUCGUUCCCGCCGCGCACCGCGAACAAGGCGCUCUGGCCACCGGCAGCAUGAUGAUCAUCUGGGCCCUCUUCUACCAACUCUCCGUCGGCACAGUCUGCUACUCCCUCGUCUCCGAACUAUCCACACGCCGGCUCCAAAUCAAAACCGUGGUCCUUGGUCGCAACCUAUACAACGUGGUCGCCAUCAUCACCGGCGUCCUGACGCCGUACAUGCUGAACCCCAGCGCCUGGAACUGGAGCAACUACGCCGGGUUUUUCUGGGCCGGUAUAUGCUUCUGCUGUAUUAUAUAUACUUACUUCCGUGUCCCAGAGCCAAGGGGCCGCACGUUUGCAGAGUUGGACAUGCUGUUUGAAAAGAAAGUAAAUGCGAGGAAGUUUGCGAGUACGGAGGUCGAUGUGUUUGAGGAGGAUGUUGAUAAGGGCAUUGCGGUCACAUAUAAGGAGGUUGUUCAGCCUCAUGAGAAGGCCGAUGCAGUUUAUGCGUAG
Talaromyces proteolyticus is the source of this 1710-nucleotide messenger RNA. Its product is annotated as putative MFS alpha-glucoside transporter. Gene Ontology annotation, molecular function: carbohydrate:proton symporter activity. The transcript has 2 exons. Lineage: Eukaryota; Fungi; Ascomycota; Eurotiomycetes; Eurotiales; Trichocomaceae. The record is from RefSeq and is a predicted model, not a curated record. Gene Ontology annotation, cellular component: membrane. Bases 1 to 1710 code for a protein of 569 amino acids. Gene Ontology annotation, biological process: carbohydrate transport; transmembrane transport.